AUAUGGACAUGUGGUUUUUUUAAGUUAGUGGAGUGGAUUUGUCAGAACCAAUGUCUUCAAAGGAAAGAUUUUACAAGAUAUGAAUCUAACAUCACGAUGAAGGCAUUUUCGAUACUGUUAGCAGUGCUACUUCUUACAGGAAUGGUUAGAACCGGAGUGUUGUCUUGUUCUAUUAAGAUGUGUCUCCAAUUGAAUGUAGAUAGUAAUCAAAUAACAUUCAUCUGCAAGAUUGAUGAUUUACAUUUACCAGUACGUUUCUAUAACAACCACGGAGUUGAGAUUGCAUAUUGUAUUGUUCCUAAUCCAUCUCCAGAGUGUAAGCCUAUACACGAUUAUGCACAAAUAGAACAGUACCCUCAUAAAAAUGAAACCGUUAUGAUAGUAACAGGGACAAUAGAUAAACAAUUUAAUGGAAAUUGGUCAUGUCACCACGGCGGUAACUUGCAUGAGGCAAAUGUCAACAUACUGAAAACAAAAGAUAAAGAUGACGAAAAAGACGAUUCAAGAUACAUUCUUUUAACAUCAGGAACUUUUAUAGCGACUUUGGCGUUAGUUUGCUGCGUAUGCCUUUGCUGGAAAUAUAGAAAAGUGUGCAGCAGACAAAGACAUUUAAACGAAAAUGAUACUGAAGGACGUCCCUUUAAUAUCGCAAAUACAGUUAUCGAAAGUACAGAUAUGGACGAAACAUCUAUUUGAAUAAUGGAAACUGGGAUAAAGACUGUUUGUAUUUGUGAAAGAUUGAGCCUAAGUGAUGAAACUGCAUCGUAUGGACAAUAUAUUGGUUGAAGGAAUACAGCAAGAUUGAAUGAAGACUAUUGUAACGAAACGACGAGUCAAAUAAUGUGAAAAAAGUAAAGAGAAUCAAACCACAAUUGAAACUUCUGGUUUAUAAUGA
This is a messenger RNA of Mytilus californianus (California mussel), 895 nucleotides long. RefSeq lists its product as uncharacterized. The record is from RefSeq and is a predicted model, not a curated record. NCBI's taxonomy places the organism in Eukaryota, Metazoa, Mollusca, Bivalvia, Mytilida, Mytilidae. Bases 97 to 696 code for a protein of 199 amino acids. The transcript is spliced from 7 exons.